Molecule: messenger RNA, 8461 nt
Organism: Sinocyclocheilus anshuiensis
Lineage: Eukaryota; Metazoa; Chordata; Actinopteri; Cypriniformes; Cyprinidae
Product: centromere protein F
Exons: 20
Coding region: 132-8255 (2707 amino acids)
Biological process (GO): regulation of G2/M transition of mitotic cell cycle; metaphase chromosome alignment; mitotic cell cycle
Cellular component (GO): spindle pole; nucleus; chromosome, centromeric region
Molecular function (GO): protein homodimerization activity; microtubule binding; transcription factor binding
Source: RefSeq, a predicted model, not a curated record
CUCUAGUAACUGAAAAACAGACACAAGAGAAGAAGAACCUUAGGGUAAUCGCGGAGUAACCGUGAGGGGUUCUUACUUUAGUUCUGCAUGCCAGAGUGUCUUUGGUGAGCAACACAGCAUCUUAAGUAAGUAUGAGCUGGGCUGUAGAAGAGUGGAAGGAUGGCCUUCCUGCAAAGGCCUUACAAAAGAUCCAAGAGAUUGAAGGGCACCUUGACAAGAUAAAGAAGGAAAGACAGCAGAAACAGUUUCAGCUGGAUUCCCUUGAAGCUACAUUACAAAAACAGAGGCAAAAGAUGGACAGUGAGAAAAGUGAAGCAUCUGCCCUUAAGAGGGAAAAUCAGUCUUUGGUAGAAUCUUGUGAAAGUCUGGAAAAGUCUAGACAGAAACUUGCACAUGACAUCCAAACAAAGGAGCAACAGGUGAAUUAUCUGGAGGGUCAACUCAAUUUGUGCAAGAAGCAGAUUGAUAGACUAGAACAAGAGGUCAAAAAGUACAAGCAUGAGUUGGAACGGUCCCAAACUUCACAUGCUUCAGAAAUCCAACCGUUUAGUACGCCACAGAAAACUUUUGCAACCCCUGCGACACCUAAUCAUUGGCAACAGGAUUCAAAAUUAAGUGACCUACAGGAAAAGUACAAUCGAGAGGUUGAGGAGCGGAAAAGGUUGGAAGCUGAAAUCAAAGUCAUGCAUGUAAAACUUCUGAACCAGUCUACAGUGAGCCAUAAAGACAUUGCAAGACAGCAGGCAGGGUCCUCAAUUUUCCCUUGGCAGCAAGACCAAACACACAGUCAUCAGUCUCUGACUGUGAUUGAGACACCCUCUAGCAGAAGAAACGGACCCUCUGGGAUGUCAUGGUCUUACGAUGACACACCAAUUAAGCCCCACCAGCCGUUCACAUCAGGCACUCAAAGUGACACAGCUGGAUCACAGCAGAUGGAACAGCUUAAGAAUAUAAAUCAAGAUCUAAGGUCAAGGGUUUCUGAGCUAGAGCUCCGUCUUCAAGCUCAAGAGAAGGAAAUGAAGAAUCAGGUCAAUAAAUUCAGUGAAAUUCAAAGUCAAUUCGAAAUGGCCAAGAAAGAUCUGGCAGAAAAGGACAAACUCCUCAGCAAGUCCAGAGAUGAACUCGCAAAGGCUACAGGACAGUAUGAGCAGUCAGUUUCUAAGUGUUCAUCUCUUGAGAUGAAGCUGAAGCAGGUAACAGAGGAGAUGAACUGUCAGAGACAUAAUGCUGAAAGCAUGCAUAGAUCUUUGGAGCAGAAAAUCAAGGACCAGGAGAGAGAGAGUCAAAAGGAACUUGCACAACUUCAAAGCUCCCAUCAAGCUCUUGAUCAGCAAUUUAACCAGGUUAAAAAUAAAAUGAGUAUGGAGAUCCAGCAAGCCAAAAAAGAGUACAAUGUUUUGCAGUCAGAUGUGGAUAAGGUAACUGCUCUAAAGAAUCGACUGGAGAAAGAUUUGGAGGAGCUGAAACAGAAACUUCUCAGGUCUGAACAGGCAUUGCAGGCCAGUCAAGUGAAGGAGACAGAAUUAAAGAAGAAAUUUGAUGAGUUGCAGAGAGAGAAGAAUACUCUCAGUUGUCAGUUAGAUCAAGGAAUGAAAAGGGUCAAACAACUUGAAGAGGAAAAACAAAAUACUGAGCAAAACCUUGCCAAAAGCCGUACAAUGGUGGAUGAUUUAAAAGUUAAGACACAAACCCAGAGUGAAGAACUGACUGAGCUUCGCAAAAAAUUGGACCAUCAAAGUGUAUCAUCUGCUCAAGAAUUGGAAAAUGCCAAGAAAACUCUGGCUGAAACGGAAGCAAAGAAUAUGAAGAGUCAGGCCGAGUUGCAAAAACUAGUUCAUGAAGUUGAACUCAAAGCUAAUAAGAUAUGUGCGAUGGAGAAAGAAAAUAAAGACCUCAAAAUGACCUCAAACGCCUGUCAGAAAGAAGUUGCUGAGACGAAGAAAGAGUUUGAGGCUCUUCUGCAGUGGAAAACCGAAAAGGAACAGUUGAUUAAUAACACUGAAUCCAACCGUGAAGAAAUGCUGAGUAAAAUUGCAGAUCUGGAGAAUGAUAAAGCCAAACUCAAUUAUGCUCAUGAUGGUCUCCAGAAAAUGAUGCAGGAUUUAGAAAAUGAGAAGAUUUGCCUAUCUGGUCAGAUUGAUUCACUCAAAGGUGAACUGCUUGUAAAAUGUGUGGAGCUGGAGGAAAAAGGUAGAGUAUAUGAGGAGCUUCAACAGCAGUUACGUGAGACACAUCAAAAACAUAAUAAGGAAAUGGACAAUUUGAAGCAACAAAUCACUCUGAUGCAGGAGCAGGUGCGUGAGCUUGAAGCUAAACUGCAUCAAGAAACAAGUAAGUUGGAAGGAUUGGAGAAGACCCAUGGUCAACUCUUUGCUGAAUAUGAAAGUGCUUGCGACCUGGCUAAAUCAAAGGACUCUAUUAUUGAAAUGAACAGAACUGAGAUUGAGCAUCUUCAGGAAACCAUUGCCUUGCGAGAGCAAGAGCUAGAGAAAUUUAAAGAGGAGAAAGACAUGUUAGCUAAAGAAUGUGAAGACCGCCUUGUACAAAACAAAGAGCUGGAGCAAGAAAAACUGAAUGUGGAAACAUCCCUGCAGGAGGUACUUGAGAAGAUUGCCCUCUUGGAAUCAGACCUAAAGUGUCAAAAAGAUUUAAAUGCAGAUAUCCAAGGAAAGUAUGAUGAUAUUUCUAAAGUCAGAGAAGAUCUAGCAGAGAAAGUGUCUUUAGUGGAAAAGAGGGAAAAAGAUCUUAUUCUUGAAGUUGAAUCUCUGCUACAAAAGAAUAAGUCAUUCUGUUCUCUUGAAGAGCAGUUUAAUUGUCUUGUUUCUGAGGCAGAAGAAACCAGAAGUUCCCUGGAAGAAGUAAAGGAACUACAAGUUCAGACCGCCACCGAGUUGGAAACUCAGAAGACAAUAGCUGAGAAUCUUGCAAAAGAUAUAGAAGAAGAAAAAAGGAAGGCAUCAAGCUUAGAGCAUGAUAAUGCACUACUCAAAGUGAAACAACAAGAGGUCGAAAAUAAAGCUAAUGAUCUAGCUGAGAAGUGUGAAAGCCUCCAGAAAUUCCAUGAUGUUGUUUGCCAAGAGAAAGAAAAUCUUCUUAAACAGGUUUCUGAAAUUACAGGAGCACUUGCUGAAAAAGAUGCAGUGGCAGAAAAUAUUGUGUUAAUGCAAACUGAGCUUGAGGCCUCAAAUCAUUUGUCCACCACACUAAAGAAUUCACUAGAAAGUCUUCAAAAACAGUUCGACUUAUCUGCAGAGCUGAAUUUAAGUCUGGAAAAAAAUGUACAAGACAUAUCUGAAGAAAAAGCGUUAUUCGAGACAAGUAUCAAGAAGCUCACUGAAAGACACAACAAGGAAUCUGAAACUCAUGUCUCUGAAACUGAAACUCACCUUAAAAAACAAAAGAGUUUAGAGGAGCACAUCAGUGUACUUGGAGCAGAAUUACAGAGUAAAUGUCUAGAGGCCAGAAAUGCUUCAGAGAAACUAGAGGAGGCUGCUCUUGAAAAGGUAAAGUUGAAGCAAGAUCUUGACUUAUCUAAGGACCAACUCAGGGAGGUCACUGAUUCCUAUCAGAAAGUUGCAAAGGAACUUGAAGACUUGAAACAAAGUGCAUAUCCGCAUGAGCAGGAGAUAGAAAGUCUCAAAGCUGCUUUGGCAGAUUUAAAAAGCCAAGAAGCUGCAAAAUCCUGUGAGAUUGAAACUUUGAAAGGAAAACUUCAGGAGGCUCGAUCUGAGCAAGCUAAAGCGUUAGAAGCACUGAACGAAAAAAACAUUAACGUGAACAAAAUCAAAGUACAGCUUGAAAUGUUGCAGAUGGAUCUUGAAGAUAAUGAAACCUGCAUCAAUUCAUUUGAAGCACAAGUAGAGGCACUGCAAGGCAAUAUCAGUGUUCUUGAAACAAAGUUAGGUGAGAGUGAGGCACAGAGGUCCAUCCUACAAGCAGAGCUCGAGUCCGUCAAAGAAGACUAUGCAAAAAGCGCACUUGAAGUGUCACAGCUAUCUGCGUGUUUGGAGAAAACACAAGAAGAACAACAAUCCAGUUCUGCAUUAUUCACGGAGUUGGAGUCUUUACAUGCAACCCAUGAAACACUUAAAGAUUCCCUUGAGCAAGAGAAUUGUAAGCAGGCAAACCUUGAAGCAAUGUACAACAAUCUUAUGGAACAAAAGCUUAAGUUGGAAUCCGAUUUUCAGGAAUCAAAAGCAGAUGCCCAGAAUUCCCGUGAGCAAAUAGAUCAAUUCAAGCAGUCAAACGAUUCUCUGGUAUCUCAAAUUGCAGAACAGCAAACAUACAUAGAACAACUUCAAUCUGAGAAGAUUCUUGCAGCAAACUCUGAUGCAGACACACUGAAAAAAGAGCAAACUGCAGAUGAGAAUGACCAAGAUAUUUGUGAAAUGCCAUUUGCUAACACAUCUAUUUUGCCCUUUGAAGAAGAUAUUGCUGUCCUGGGUAUUUCAUCACCUGGAGAGCAUCUUGAUUCACAAGAAGAGGCCCAAACGUCAUUGCCAUCAGAUGAGGAUGGCAAACAUAUACCGCUGAAAGAUCAAAUGCAAAAUAAAUCCAGGGAGCUUGAGGAGAUGUCUCAUGUUCUUAAGGAGACUAUCAGAACCAUGGAGGAGCAAACAGGAAUUAAAAUAGAACAACUCAAAUUACAGCAUGCUAAAGAGCUCCAGAGAAUGGAGGAGCAAAUGCUCCGUAUCAGAAAUGAGUUGGAGGCCAAACUUAAAGAAGAAAAGCAACACACAGAGAUCUUGUCCUCACAACUGGAGGCAACCAUGCAACAACUGCAGGAAUUGGACCUUGCAUCAUCCUCCUUGCUGGCUACUGAACCCUCCCAGGAAAUGGAAAAAAUGACACAUGAAGCACAAGAGAACAUACUGCAUCAACCUGAACCGUCAGACUUCACUCCAGAUAUUAGCCCAGAAACACUUAAGGAAACUCUAACAAAGCGAGAAGCGGAGCUUGUUCAUUUGCAGUCCCUGUUUGAAGUCUUGGAAUCUGAAAUGGCAGCUAGAAAUGAUUUGUGCUUGGACUUGGAGGGCAAAAUUUGUGAAAUUGAAAUCGAAAAGACAAACGGCACAGACAAGUUGACGUCCAUUACUCAAGAAAACAAGAAACUGAACAACCACAUUGGAGAGUUGACAGAAGAGAUUGAUUCACUUAGACUACAGUUGCAGACCUCCAAAUGCCAGCUCUCAGAUGUUAUGGAGAUGAUGGAAAGCUUAGAGAUGGCAAAAGGUGAGUGGAAUGAGAAGUUUUUCCAGAUUGAGAGUGAACUAAAAAGAGUGCGUUCGGAGAAGGCUAAUUUAGAGAAGCACAUCCUGUCCAUGGAGGCUGACAUAGAAGAGAUACAAGAACAGAAGCAGAAGCAAGCAGCAGAGCUUGAAGCAGCUAGGAGGACAAAUUGCAGCCUUGAACAACAACUUAAUAUAACUAUGGCAGAAGGUGGGCGGCUUAAAGAAGAGCUUAUUUUGUGUGCUGAUGAAAGGGAAAGUGAAAAUCUCUCCUUAAUGAAGUGGAAAGAAAAGGUUGAGCUUCUGGAGAAGAGAGAAACCGAUACACGAGAACUUAUAAAAGAGCUAGAAGAGGACAUUAGGAUUGGGAAAAGAAAAAACGAGGUGACAGCUAACCAAAUUGAUGUUCUGCUGAAAGAAAAAGAGCAACUCAUUCAAUGGUCUCAAAACCUUGAGAAUACAGUGGCUCUUUUGAAUGAAGACAACAAAAAUCUGCUAAGUGAAUUUAAUGGUUUAAAGAGCAAUGAGAAUUUUGCUUCAAGAGAGUCUGAAAACAUGUCUUCCAAAAUCCAUUCACUUGAGCAUGAGAAUAUCAGGCUGUCCCAAUCACUUGAAUCGUCCCUUUUGGAGAAAGGUGAAAUAGCCUCUAGGUUGAUUUCUACUCAGGAGGAGGUAGCUCAGAUGAGGCAGGGCAUUGAAAAACUGAAGGUACGAAUUGAAUCUGAUGAACGGAAAAAGAACCACAUGAGUCAGCUGCUCAAAGCUGCCCAGAGGAAGACAGAUGUUCUUCAGGACAGCAUUGAAAAGCUGGAGAGAGAUAAAGAACUUUCUGACCAGAAUCUAGAGGAUGCCAUUCUUCAAGCAGAGACUGCCAAAGCUGAGCUCGAGGAAGUACAGGCUGAAACACAAGAGCUUACCAAGAAAAUUGAAGAGAUGGUCAGUGAGCUGAAAGAUCUCAAGGAGGAGAAAUAUAAACUUGAGCAAGAACUUCAACAAAAGAACAACCUAAUUGAUGAAUUGCAGUUGUCCAAUCAAGCAGCUACUGAAAAGCUUAAAUCUGUGGAAGAGGCAACAAUGAACCAGCAACAGAUAAUUGAGGACUUCCAUUUAAAAGUUGAUGCCAUGGAGGAGGAACUUCAACUCUGUCGAAGAGAAGUAGAAUCGAAAGAACAGAAAGCACAGGAUUUGACCACUCAUUUGCUGUCUUUGCAAUCAGAAAACAAAGAGUUUUCCCAGAGAGUCCUUGAAUAUGAAAGGUGUCAAGCGGAGCUUCGUUCAUCCAAACAGUUGCUCUUGAAAGACUUAGAAAACAAGCAGCGGGAUCUUAGCAAAGAAAACGCACAACUUCAGUCACAAAUAGCUGAGCUGCAGGCACUAUCUUCAAGUCAAGAAGAGCGAGAUGAAUUGAAAAAGGACAAGGUUGAGUUGCAGUCUACUAUUGCACAGUUGGAGGAGAUGGCACAGAUACAGUCUACCAAGAUAGAGGUAUUGCAGACAAGUGUAACUUCUUUGGAGAAUAAUAUCCAGCAUCUGGAGAGCCAACUUGAUGCUAUGAAGCUCAUGAACUCCGAAGUAACAGAAAAGUUAAAUGCACUGCAUGAGAGCAGUUUGCACCUCCAAACACAACAUCAGCAACGACUGUGUGAGGAAAGGGAAAGACAGAAUGCUUUGGAGAUUAAUCAAAAUCUAUUGACUUGUCAACUGCAGGAGUCUCAAAAACAAAUCGAGACAUACAAGCUCAGCUUAGAAGCACUGACAACGGAAAAAGAUGGCCUACAGAAAAAUGUAUCCGAUAUUCAGGAAAGUCAUGAUGUUCAGAUAAAGGAAAACAACAGGAGGCAUGAGGAGAACCUGAAACGUGUACAGCAGCAGAAUGAGAUGGAGCUUAAUAAACUGAAGGAAGAAAGUAUGGCGGUUGAAGAAAAGGCUGCACGGUAUCUAUCAGACCUCAAUAGCUUCAAGUCUCAAAAUGCAGAUGUGGACUCUACCUUCAAGGAGUUACAAAACAAAUUAGAACUUUGUAAAAAAGAAAAGGCAGAGUUAGACUCAAAGGUUGUGCGCUUGUCCAAAGAGAAGGACAGUGCUAUGAGUAAGAUCAAUUUGUGGAUGAAGUCGUGCAAACAGCUGGAGAGUGAGAAGGAGGCACUUCAGGAAGAACUUCAGCUGCAGGGACAACAGAUAGCAGCACUGCAGGCCUCACAGAAACAAGGUGAUGCCGGCAGUAGUGUCGCCCGGCAGGAAGAACUACAGGAGCUGAGGGAAGCUCUGGAGGAAAAGAGCCGUGAAGCAGAUGAGAGCAUGGACCGAUACUGCAGCCUCAUGGUCAAAGUUCACAAGCUCGAAGAGACCAAUGAAAGCCUCAAGAACCAGCUCAAGCAGUUGAGCACCCAGACAAAGACCCCCAAGACCAGGAGGUCACUCAGGUCUGAGAAGACUGACCUGGAGAACAGUAAACCAGUGGAAGACAAAGCAAACGUGCCAGCAGGAAAGAGACCGAGAGCAGCAGAUGACACUCCUAACAAAGCACAGGAAGCCUUGCACUGUAUCACCAAGAGACUGAAAGCUGCGGCUGCCACACCUAAAGCCACACUAGAUGUAGACGAUGAGGAUUUCAAACCAGAGGGUUUGCCUGAACUUGUUCAGAAAGGUUUUGCAGAUAUUCCAGUUGGAGAGAUGAGUCCAUUCAUCAUUCGCAGAACCACAGUGCAGCGCUGCAGCCCUCGUCUGGCCGCCCGAAUGACUGUGGCUCAGCAGAGCUCAGUUUCAGCAGAGCAUCCUGUGCAAAUCUCCAAACAGACAGCAGAGGGCAGAACUUCAAACACUGUCCAGGUGCCUAAGGCUAUCCAGAGCAAUGCGGCUGUAUUAUCUCCACUGACCAACAGUCCACAGGAAAACAGCUGUGAAAGCCCAGUGCCUGCUAUAGAGCAGAAAAUUAGCAGGCGCUCUCGCAGCUUCAAAAAGACCCCGGAGAAACAAGAACGGGUCAGUGCCUCUCCAAAACAAAACGACAACUGCCAAGUUCAGUGAUUAGUGGGAUGCCAUGUGAAUUUCCCUUUUUUUUUAAUGCUAUAUUUUUCAGAAUGUUUAUGCACUGGCUUUUUAGCUUUGUAAAUAAUAUACAAGGGCAUCUGUACCAUAUGUAUUUUGUUACAUUUCUGAUUUCUGUAUCUCAUUUUUCUUUCUUUUUUACUGUUUCAAGACACAAAAUGAUUGAUGUUUUAUCCUUAACACAG